Messenger RNA from Emiliania huxleyi CCMP1516, 1648 nucleotides. RefSeq lists its product as hypothetical. The record is from RefSeq and is a predicted model, not a curated record. Lineage: Eukaryota; Haptophyta; Isochrysidales; Noelaerhabdaceae. The annotation marks the transcript as partial. The transcript is spliced from 5 exons.
AUGAGCACGCUUCCGCAAUCCCCCGACACGAUCGACGCGAUCGCGGCGCUCUUCUCCACGCUGCUAAACAUCACGCUAGUGCAGGUGCUUGGGUACGCGAUGAAGCGAAGUCAGCGGCUAUCGCAGACAGCGCUCGCCGGCAUCGGCGCUUUCGCCGGCACCGUUGCCCUGCCGGCGCUCCUCCUGCGCGCUGUCGCGGCGCUCGACUUUGGGCAGGUCGACCUGUCGGUGUGCUGCUCGCUGCUUGCCGGCAAGCUGUGCCUGGUUGGGGCGAGUCUGGCGGUCUCGAGCCUGACCACGCUGAGCACUGCGCAGGCAGGCUCGCUGGAGCUCCGUGCGGGCGUGCUCGGCCUGCUGAUGACCAACUCGGACGACCUCGGCCUCGGAUUGCCGGUGCUCGGCGCGAUCUUCCCUCCGCAGCUGGUCGGGAUGUGCUUUGUGCUCAACUCAAUCCAGCUGAUGCUGCUCAACCCGCUCCUCUUCGUGCUGCUCGGCGUCGGGAAGGCGCGGCAUGUGCCAGAGGGCCGCACGCCCCUCCCGACGGGCGAGGUGGUGCUGCACGUCCUCCACUCGCUCACAAAGAACGUCGUCCUGCUCUCCGUCGCCGCCGGACUUGUCUACAACUUGGCCAUUGGUGGCGGAACCGGCGCCUCCCUUCCUCCGUCGCUCGACAGCCUCUGCCGCUUGCUGGGGCAAGCCUUCUCCCCCAUCGUCCUCUUCCUCUCCGGCGCGAGCAACGUGGGCGCCUUCACGCCAGACGCCGAGCUCUGUUCGCUGAUGGGGGCGGGCCUCGCCCUCGGCAAGCUGGUGGGCUUCCCGCUGCUGCUCAUCGCGGCGGCCGUCUUCAAGACGCCGCACGCCGAGCAGCUCCUCCAGGUCGAGGACGAGAUAACGAGCCAGUGCCAGCGCGCGGGCCUCUGCCUCUGCACCCUCCUCCUCCUCUGGACCGGCUGGAGGCCCGCGUGGAGGCACGAGCCGCUCGACAACGUGCUAACGGUGGUCGUCCUCAAGCUCGCCCAGCUUGCGGUGAGCGUGCAUGCGCCCUCCACCCCCGACCGCCGCCCCAAUCUCGAGUGCACCCUCUUCUUCUCCGGCGCCGCCUUCUUUCGGGGCCUCAAGCGCGCCUCGCUGCACAAGACGCGCGGGGCGCUGCCGCACCUCCCGCUGCUGCACCGCGUGGGCGAUGCCUUCCGCACGCCGCUGCUCCAGGAGCGAGGUGCGCACCACUUCGCCCCGACGAGCGGCGCGGUGUGGCUCGGCCGGCUCCUCCUCAUCACCUCGGUCGGGCUCGUCCUCACCGCGCCGUGGGCGAUCGCCGACGCCCUCGCGCCCGACGCGGCGAUCCGGCCGGGCUGCCACCCCGGCUGGCCUCUCUGGCUCCCCGCCUUCGGCUCGUCGCAGAUGGUUGCCUAUGCGGUGGCGACGCUGCUGCUCGGCUUCACCGGCGCGCACCGCCACACAGCCACCCGCGUCAUCAUGGUCAACGCCUCGCGGACCAAGGAGGUGAUGGACGGCAAGCUGGCGUGGCGGCUGCUGCCGAUGCGGAGGAUGCACUCGCACCAGCUCCGGCUGCAGUGCCUCCUCUUCCUCUGCGCGACGCGCAUGGCCCUCGACGCCGCCAUCUGCCUCCUCACGGCUCGGCACGGCG